AUGGAAACUUCAAACCUCCUUGAGGGAACUUACGAAUCUCACAAUGAUCAAGAAAACUUUGGCUUGGAAAGUAAUGUUGAAGAUGAAGACGAAGAUGUUGAAGAUGACUUGAUUUAUAAUGAACCUCUAUCCCCAGUCUUAAAUGAUUCCAUAAAAAAGGAAAUUGACAGAGUUUAUUCUAAGUUUUCCCGUGAUACCCUAGAUCCAAAUGACGAAGAUACAUAUGACGUGACCAUGGUGGCCGAAUACGGCAACCGCAUCUUCAAUUAUUUGCACUCUUUAGAAAUCAGAUAUAAACCAAAUCCAAGAUACAUAGAAGAAGUCCAAGAUGACCUUUUAUGGGAACAUAGAGCAACAUUGAUGGACUGGCUGGUACAACUUCAUUCAAGGUUUAACUUGUUACCUGAAACAUUAUAUCUUGCAGUGAACAUUAUAGAUAGGUUUCUCAGUAAGAAAACCAUAUCUUUAUCGAGAUUCCAGCUAUGUGGCGCAGUUGCAUUAUUCAUAGCCGCUAAAUAUGAAGAAAUUAAUGUUCCUACAGUUUCUCAAAUGGUUUAUAUGGUAGGAAACCAGUAUCCAAGAGAAUCCUUUUUAAGAGCUGAAAGGUUUAUGGUUGAAGUCCUUGGCUUCGAAUUCGGCUGGCCUGGUCCAAUGUCAUUCCUCAGACGUGGAUCAAAGGCUGACGAUUACGACAAUGAAAUUAGAACGCUGGCCAAAUACUUUUUGGAAAUCACCAUAAUGGAUGCCAGAUUUGUAUCAUCUCCUCCAAGUUGGUUAGCAGCUGGGGCUCAGUUUCUAUCAAGAAGAAUGUUAGGACGUGGAGAUUGGACAGAAGCUCACAUUUAUUACACAGGUUAUACUGCCGAGCAAUUGGUACCGCUUGCAGAAAUUCUAGAAGAAUGCUGCAUUUCCACCGAAACUCAUCACAGGACAAUUUUCCAAAAAUAUAGUGAAAGAAGGUUCAAAAGAUCAGCAUGCUAUGUUCAAGAAUACUUACAUGAGCUAUACGGCGUCAACUAA
Molecule: messenger RNA, 1020 nt
Organism: Pichia membranifaciens NRRL Y-2026
Lineage: Eukaryota; Fungi; Ascomycota; Pichiomycetes; Pichiales; Pichiaceae
Exons: 1
Coding region: 1-1020 (339 amino acids)
Biological process (GO): mitotic cell cycle phase transition; regulation of cyclin-dependent protein serine/threonine kinase activity
Cellular component (GO): centrosome; cyclin-dependent protein kinase holoenzyme complex; cytoplasm
Molecular function (GO): cyclin-dependent protein serine/threonine kinase regulator activity
Source: RefSeq, a predicted model, not a curated record